CACCCAAAAUGAAAGCGAAAGUGAAACUGAAAGUUGUUCCAUAAAAAGACCAGAAAAUGUGCAUUUAUCAUUCGCUAUGCUACCGCCAGGGAUAUGAAAGUAAUUGCAGUAGGACAAAAGAUGGACAAAAAGACUGAGCAGGAAAAAGUUGGUAUGAAGAGGAUUAGCAAAUUCCGACAUGGCAUUAACAAACCAUGUGAACGAAAAUCAUUAUUUAGAACUGUCAAAGAUUUAAUAACUCCAACAUGGCUGUCUAGACUUUUCACCUCUGAAAAACAGCAUGAGUCUAAUGAAGCAAAGGAGGAAGACACAAGAACAAUGUCCGUAUUCGGAUCACUGAAAGAUCUGUUAACACCAUCAUGGUUGUCCAGAUACAUCACUUUAAAACCAGGAAAAAUAAACACCCAGGAUUCUAGCAAAGACUUUAAGAACCAAACAAAUGACAGAGAUAAACAACAACCGAAUGUCAAAAGACCACUAGUUAUUCCAUGCAACCAGAAAAAUAACACCAGAUGCAGCGAUACCUGUUUUCAACAGUCAACAUUGAUUUCUCACACCAGAUCUAGAGAAGAUAUUUAUCAUCAACAAGAUCAAAUACCUGUUCAGACUACUGGUAUAUUCUCAUCAUCGCAGCUUCCAUUACACACAGAAAACAUUAAUGAGCGUAUAGAUAAUGAUGACAACUUUUCUAACAUAAGUGAUUAUUCUGGGUGUUCAAGUGGAUAUUCCUCUAUGAACCCACAUCAGCCAACCAGCAUCCAAGAGAAGAAAGCCUUAAUAGAACUGAAUAACAAUGCUUCUGAUACUCAUCAUAACUCAGAUUAUAAAAAAAAUCUGAAUUGGUCAGCACAGUACAAUACAAAAAGACUGAGGAAGUCAUCAUUGACAGAAAAGUCCAGUUCAGGACUGAAUUUAUUUCCGAAGACACCAGAUGAGAGUGCAGCAAUACUGUCCAAAAGAUUAAUUGAAAAUGAAUUUUAUCCUGGUACAACAUUUGGAAGAAGUUCACCACAAAAAAGAAGAUGGAAUGAAAAUUGCAGUCCCAUUUCUCAACAUAAGAUUCCAGCAAGACAGAAAAUGCAAGCCAGAUAUGUAACCAGCUCAAUAAACAGUAGUGUAUUUGUCAGUUCAGGAGCUAAAAAUAUGCAUGGAACAUUGGAAAAGCUAAAAACAGAUAUUGAAGAGUUCCACAUAACUUCUACAGAAGAUGAUAUGUCAUCAUAUGACAAGCCCAGAAAAGAUAAAUUUCACAGUGUAGGGAAAGAGAGUCAUUACAGUAAUAUUGACAAUUUAUCAGUUGUGUCAUCAAGUACUGAUAAAGAAUUAGAAGCACAAGAUGAAUGCCAGAUAAGACCUGCAGGUUUCAUUUCCAAAUCUGAUAUGACAUCAGAUCUCAAUGGUAAUUCAAAAUCAAGCAGUGAAUUUAAUUUGACAGGCGAUUGCAAUAGAUCAGCUAAGUUUGGAGAAAAAUCAACAUUAAACAAUAAUGGAUUUAUAGUUGAAAAAAGAUUAAUAGAACUAUCUGAAAGAAUGGAUCAACCCCAGUCUUGUAAAAAUACUUAUAGCAAAGAAUUGCCAAAAACAAAUGAUUCGCCAUUUAGCACAUACUAUGAAUUGCAAUCUAAUAAACCUUUAGAGACAGAAAUAAUAUCUGAAAUCAAUGAAAGUACAAUUUCCAAGGAAUAUGUUAUCAAGGAUAAAUCAGAGGUCAUGGUCAAAAGUUCUGACAACGACUCUAGGGAAAAUACAUUUGGAGAUACCAUAACAUUUGGAAAUCUUGGUUCUUCUCCAAGAUUGUCAAGGACACCAAUAUUGGGAACAUCUGAGACAGUAGCACUUACAUCUCAAAUAUCUGAAACUUCAACACAAAAUGUGAAAAUCUCUACAAUGGCAGCAGCAAUACCUAGAACAUCAACACCUUCAUUUGCAACAUCUUGGGUGUCAGCAUCAGCAUCUCAGACUUCAUUUGGCAAAUCAAUUGCAUCAACAUCAUUCUUUACAAUAUCAGAAACAUCAAAAGUUUUAAUCGGAAACUCUAAUAAAUCAACACUUACAGUUGGACUACCUCAGUCAACAUUGCCAAUAUAUUCCACAUCUCAGACAUCAAUACCAACAUUUGCCACAUCUCUGGUAUCAACAGUUACAUUUGGAACUCCUCAGACAUCAACGUUUGCCAACUCAAUGGUAUCAAUACCAACAUUUAAUACACCUCAGACAUUGGCACCAACAACUAGCACAUCACUGCUAUCAAUACCAGCAUUUGGUACACAUCUGACAUCAGCACCAACAACUAGCACAUCACUGCUAUCAACACCAGCAUUUGGAACACAUCGAACAUCAGCACCAACAACCAGCACAUCACUGCUAUCAACACCAGCAUUUGGUACACAUCUGACAUCAGCACCAACAACUAGCACAUCACUGCUAUCAACACCAGCAUUUGGAACACAUCGAACAUCAGCACCAACAACUAGCACAUCACCGCUAUCACCACCAGCAUUUGGUACAGACCUGACAUCAGCACCAACAACUAGCACAUCACUACUAUCAACACCAGCAUUUGGAACACAUCGAACAUCAGCACCAACAACUAGUGCAUCACUACUAUUACCACCAGCAUUUGGUACAGACCUGACAUCAGCACCAACAACAAAAACAUCACUGCUAUCAACACCAGCAUUUGGAACACAUCGGACAUCAGCACCAACAACUAGCACAUCACUUCUAUCAACACCAGCAUUUGGAACACAUCGAACAUCAGCACCAAAUACUAGCACUUCUGUGGCAUUAACAUGUGGAACAAUAGACACCUCAGCAUCAAUACUGGCACCAAUGGUGACAUCAUCCACAACACUUGGAACACAUAAGACAUCAGAGACAGACAGAAUGACAUUUGGAAAAAUCCAGACAUCAUCAUCAAUAUGUAAAACAUCUUCAACACCAAUACAAACAUCUGGAACAUUCCAGAAAUCAUUAGCUACAUUUAGACAGCCUCAGGUUACAACAGUGAAGCCUGAAAUGUUGAAUACACCACCAAUGUUUACAAUGUUGCAAAAACAAACAUCAAACUUUGAAACAUCUAAUAUAGCAUCUGCUGAAACCUCAAAACUGCGAACAACUGAGACAUUAAAUUUGACUUCUAGGGAAUCUCCUAUAACCACACCAGCUUUUGGAAUAUCUCAUUCAUCUCCGAUAUUGUCACCAGAGAAAGAAAGAUCAUUACAAGCAAAAGACACUUGUACAGCAAUAUUUGGAACAGCACAGAAAUCAAGGUCAAAAUUUGGAACAUCAGAGGCUUCAGUAAAAGUAUCUAAAACAUCUCAGUCACCAUCACUUUCAUAUGAAGCAAUACACAAGUCAGUUUCAGCAUUUGAAAUACCUUUGAUACCAAAAACUAUAUUUGAAAGAUCUCAGGAAUCAUCAUCAUUUGAAUCUUCUUCAACAUUAGUACCACGCUCAACAUUCACAAAAAUCCAAACAUCAAAACAGAAAUUAGGAAUACCUGAAAUUUCAUCAGAACAAAAUGGUCGUUUAUCAUCUGCGUGUACAUCAGGAGAUGUCAACUGUGAUGCUGGGAUUAAAAAAGACCUUGCAUAUCAUGUGCCUUCUACCAAAAAAAUUGAGACGUUUAUUCCUGAAUAUAGAAAACCACUUGUUUCUAGACCAAUAGAUUUGAAUGCUGAUGACUGUAAUGUUUCAGUAGUGACAUUUGAUUUAGAAACUACAGGUUUUGGUUAUGAUGCAGAAAUUGUUCAAAUAUCAGCAGAAGUUGUUCAGAUAACAUCACAAAUUGUAGAAAUGGAGGUCCAGACAUUCCAGGAAUAUAUAUUACCAACCAAACCUAUUAAUCCUAAAGCUUCAGAAGUUACAGGCUUAUAUAGUGAUGGCUGCUCUCUUUUUUAUAAAGGACAAAAAGUAAAUACUUUGUCAAAAUCUGGGGGUCUAAAAAAAUUCAUAAAAUGGCUUCCACAUAAGGUAGUCCUAGUUGCUCAUAACAGUAAAAUUUUUGACUCUAAAAUUAUUGUAUCACAACUGAGCUCAGUUAAUCUCGUGAAUGAAUUACAGUGCAAAGUUUUUGGUUUUUCAGACACACUUCACAUAUUUAGACAAAAAUAUCCUGAUAGGAAGUCUUAUAAACAAGAAAAUCUGGUAAAGGAUAUUUUAAAUAGAAGUUAUAAUGCUCAUAAUGCAGUGGAUGAUGUACAACUCUUGAACCAAUUGAUGAAAAACUCAAAAGUCAGUCUUCAAGAUAUCAUAAAUCACAGUUUUACUGUAAAGUAUGUUCAUAAUUAUCUGAUAGAAUUUAGACAUAAAAAGGCUCGACUUAAUACCUUCAAACCUGUAUAUAUGUCUGAUGAACCAGUAAUGUCAAAGUCUUUAUGUGAGCGAGCAGCUGAGAGUGGGCUGAAAUUAGGACAUCUAAAUUUAGCUAUAUCUUGUGAUGAUUUUGAUGGUCUUCAUAGACUUUUUAGUGAAAUAGAUGAAGAUGGAAAUGUGAGAGUUACUAAAAUGAAAAGAAUCAUAAAAAAUGUAUACAAUUUUUUAACUGCAAUGAAAUAAAUACAUAUAUUAUAA
Mytilus californianus (California mussel) is the source of this 4575-nucleotide messenger RNA. RefSeq lists its product as uncharacterized. Gene Ontology annotation, cellular component: cytoplasm. The transcript is spliced from 12 exons. NCBI's taxonomy places the organism in Eukaryota, Metazoa, Mollusca, Bivalvia, Mytilida, Mytilidae. Gene Ontology annotation, molecular function: 3'-5'-DNA exonuclease activity; nucleic acid binding. The record is from RefSeq and is a predicted model, not a curated record. Bases 94 to 4560 code for a protein of 1488 amino acids. Gene Ontology annotation, biological process: DNA catabolic process.